Molecule: messenger RNA, 566 nt
Organism: Paraphaeosphaeria sporulosa
Lineage: Eukaryota; Fungi; Ascomycota; Dothideomycetes; Pleosporales; Didymosphaeriaceae
Exons: 2
Coding region: 83-442 (119 amino acids)
Source: RefSeq, a predicted model, not a curated record
UAACGUCGAGCGCUGCACUGUACCUCCAUCCCAGUACAGUCCAGCCUUCGCGCACGACGGCGACCUUCUACGCCGGUUGAUCAUGCUACCUCCUCACACCUACCGACGUGUGUUCCAUGCCAUUGUCGCUCAGCAACUACCCGGUGGCGUCAUCAUCCGGAAUUUAGAACAGCCGCGCCGAACUCGAGAUCCUCUUAUAGCGGUGGCACCACCUUCCGCAACCUCUGCGUCUGGCCCCCUAGGAACAGUCUUGGGGUUUUCUUGGCGUGGCUCGCUGGGCUUCUACUGUCUCUUUUUUUUGUGUUUAAUACUUUUUUGUCUUGUUUGCGAGCGCGGCAUUUGUAUACUUGGGCGGCAUUUCUGGCAGUUUUGUGCGGCUAUUGCGUUUGACUCAUGGGCGAUAGGUGGACUGGAACGGCCUUGUUUCGGGGGUGUGGUGUGAGAUCAGCGAGUGAGGCUGGGGGGCUAUUUGUACGAGGAGCUUUCUUGAGAAUACAGUGGUUUAAUUCAUCGCUUCGUGAACGCGAGGAAUGGUUUUUGACAUGGGUCACUUCGGCCCGGUGUAU